AUGUCAAAAAUCGGAAGGAAAUUUGUGGAAAUAUGUAGGAACAGAACUGUUCCUGGAUACAAGUUACAGAAGAUGCCUUCAAAGUUCGAUAAUAUAGUGGUGGGAAUAUCUGGCGGGGUUGAUUCUUCAUUAUGUGCUGCUUUAUUUGCAGGCUAUCCUAACCUACAUGGUGUUUAUAUGCAGAAUUGGGGAAAAGAUCAGUCCUUAACGAAGCCAGAAGAGGAACCGUGUUAUGAAAGAGACUGGAAAGAUGCCCAGAAAGUAGCUAAACAUUUAAACAUUCCUAUCGACUUUGUUAAUUUCGAGAAGGAUUACUGGCUCAAAGUUUUUGAGCCUAUGCUUGAGCAAUACAAUCUUGGAUAUACUCCCAACCCCGAUGUUGGCUGCAAUAAGUUUGUGAAAUUUGGCAGUUUAAUGGAUCAUCUCGACGAAAAGUUUGGGAAGGAUAACUACUGGCUAGUAAUGGGUCACUAUGCUCGUGUUUUAGAGUACGAGAACUCUAAAGAAAAGGAUAAUAACCAUUUACUACGAGCAUUUUAUGGAAAGAAGGAUCAAAGCUAUUACUUGUCUCAAGUUCCAGUUUCUGCGUUAAAGCAGAUCAUUUUACCCAUCGGACAUUUAACGAAACCAGAAGUGCGAGAUAUGGCAUCUGAACUAAACUUACAUACAUCUACUAAGCCAGACUCCCAAGGAAUAUGCUUUGUGAAUAACUCCCAGCAUGGGAAAUUCAAAAACUUCUUACAAGAGUAUCUACCGUCAGAGCCAGGAAAUAUAGUCACUAUAGAUAGAGAAACUGGAGAAAAGAAGGUAUGGGGCCAACAUUCCGGAUUGUGGUCUUAUACAAUUGGUCAAAAGAUUGGGUUGUCGUUACCUCAGGGCGAUCCUAGGUACCAAGGUGCUUGGUAUGUUAGUGAUAAACGUCGUGAUACUGGCGAAAUUGUCAUUGUGAAAGGCAGAGAUAAUGAGGAACUUUACAGCGAUAGUGUACACGUAAAGCAUUUCAAGAUAUUAUCGCAGGAAAAUCUUUCAGAUAGCCUGCUAAACGAGAGUAUCAAGAAUGGAACGUUGUACAUGCAGUUUAGAUCGCUACAAAAACCAGUUAAAGCAAUCGCGUAUCAGUGGGUCAACCAUAACGAAUUUUCGCUUAAACUAGCUUCCAAGGAAAGGGCGAUGGCACCAGGCCAGUACUGCUGUCUAUAUGCUAAUGACAGAGUUCUCGGUAGUGGCAUCAUUGAUUCAGUCAAUUAA
Messenger RNA from Kluyveromyces marxianus DMKU3-1042, 1248 nucleotides. It is a transcript of the gene SLM3, whose product is annotated as tRNA-5-taurinomethyluridine 2-sulfurtransferase. NCBI's taxonomy places the organism in Eukaryota, Fungi, Ascomycota, Saccharomycetes, Saccharomycetales, Saccharomycetaceae. The transcript has a single exon. Gene Ontology annotation, cellular component: mitochondrion. Gene Ontology annotation, biological process: tRNA wobble position uridine thiolation. Bases 1 to 1248 code for a protein of 415 amino acids. The record is from RefSeq and is a predicted model, not a curated record. Gene Ontology annotation, molecular function: sulfurtransferase activity.